Punica granatum (pomegranate) is the source of this 1164-nucleotide messenger RNA. The record is from RefSeq and is a predicted model, not a curated record. NCBI's taxonomy places the organism in Eukaryota, Viridiplantae, Streptophyta, Magnoliopsida, Myrtales, Lythraceae.
CUCCCCUCCAUCUCUCACUCGGCCUCUGCCAGCCACCCUGAAGAACCUGCAACAGAGAAUCAAUCCGCCAUUGAUGCUCGGCUCGAUUCCAGCUUCUCAGUUCAGCAGCCGAUCCGUCACUCACCUGAUAUUCGUCUCGUCAGCUGAUACUUUUCUCUGUAGCGUACGCUCUAUCUCCAUCCUGCCGAUGAAUUCCCGGCGCGAUUCGACCAUUCCCAUCACUCCUCCCGCGAUUUGACCGCCGGGAGAUCAAAUUCGACUUCUGGGUCCUAAUGGGUGACAAGCAGUCCGGUGUACAUGCGAAGUAUGACUACAUUCACGACCAAGAAUCCUCACCUAGCCCACUGGACGCGCACCACGUCGAGGUCCGGAGAAGCGGUGCGAAGCCUGUCGCUGCCUGUUUCUUUGCUGCCCUCGUCUCAGCCUAUGCGUUCUUCGCUUUCUACUCAAAGGAGAAACCAAAUAUUCUUGCAGUCUGGGGCAUCCCUUUGGGUGCAUUGCUAAUGAUGAAGCUGUGUUGGAGAACUGUCAAGAAAGAGUCCGUUCUGAUUAUGCCGACAUUUGGAGUCCAGCUCGAAACUCAUUACAGAAGUGGGAGAAUCAUUCGCCGAUUCGUGCCAAUGGGGAAGAUACUGAAACCUGUGCUACAAGAAUGUGUCACACCGGUCACUUGUUACUGGUGCCUCUCCCUGCUUUUACGAGAUGAAGAACAGCUGAUGCUGGUAUUCAAGGAAAUACGCUCGCCUCUGAAAAUGCUAAUCCCCAUCUGGAAGGCUCUCUGUGCAGCCGCUGACGAAGGAGGUGGCUUGGAAGAAUGUGGGCCCGAUGGUUGAUAUUAUUAGGCAAUGCUUAAAUGGUUCAAGACCCGUACAUAGAAUGUUCAUCGGUGGUGGUCGUAUUUUUUCAGAAUUCUGAUCUAGAUUCAAUUGAGCUUUGAGGAAAUCCUCUCGUUUAUUUCUUCUCCCAAGUUCGGAAAAUCGGAAUUCUCAAGAUGAAGCUGAGAAAUUUUGGUUUUCCUGUUCUUUUUGGUUUGUUGCUGCAAAGGAGUAAUUUAGCUGGAAAGCUUUUGUGGCAGGGUUUACCAUUUUCUCGGAUAAAUGUUGUACAUUUGGGAUGAUGUUUCCUUUCACCGUUUUAUCUAUUUCUUACCUCUUCCAUCCCCAA